Molossus molossus (Pallas's mastiff bat) is the source of this 2685-nucleotide messenger RNA. Its product is annotated as serine/threonine-protein kinase Sgk3. Gene Ontology annotation, biological process: protein phosphorylation. The record is from RefSeq and is a predicted model, not a curated record. NCBI's taxonomy places the organism in Eukaryota, Metazoa, Chordata, Mammalia, Chiroptera, Molossidae. Gene Ontology annotation, molecular function: protein serine/threonine kinase activity; ATP binding; phosphatidylinositol binding. The transcript has 17 exons. The coding region runs from base 220 to 1533 and encodes 437 amino acids.
GAGUGAGUGGUUUGUCUUCAGGAGAUAUGCAGAAUUUGAUAAGCUUUACAAUACUAACUGUUUACAGGAAGGAGGAGUGUAGGGGAUGUCAUCCAAAAACUGAGCAGUGCGGAAGUGUGCAUGAGUGAAGAGCUUAGCAUCCUUGGGACGGUUUCAUUUUAAAUAGCUGGUGAUUAAUUAGAGAGAACACAAAGAUCACAUCUUCCCAUGAGGUAAUAAAUGUUAAAGAAACAGUUUCCUGCUAUGGCCCUGAAGAUUCCUGCCAAGCGAAUAUUUGGUGAUAAUUUUGAUCCCGAUUUUAUCAAACAGAGAAGAGCAGGACUCAAUGAAUUCAUUCAGAACUUAGUUAGGCAUCCAGAGCUCUAUAACCAUCCAGAUGUCAGAGCAUUCCUUCAAAUGGACAGUCCAAAACAUCAGUCAGAUCCAUCUGAAGAUGAGGAUGAAAGAAGUACUGAGAAGCUACACUCUACCUCACAGAACAUCAACCUGGGACCUUCUGGAAAUCCUCAUGCUAAACCAAUAGACUUUGAUUUCUUAAAAGUUAUCGGAAAAGGCAGCUUUGGCAAGGUUCUUCUUGCAAAGCGGAAACUGGAUGGAAAAUUUUAUGCUGUCAAAGUGUUACAGAAAAAAAUCGUUCUCAACAGAAGAGAGCAAAAACAUAUUAUGGCUGAACGUAAUGUGCUCUUGAAAAAUGUGAAACAUCCAUUUUUGGUUGGAUUGCAUUAUUCUUUCCAAACAACUGAAAAGCUUUAUUUUGUUCUGGAUUUUGUCAAUGGAGGGGAGUUGUUUUUUCACUUACAAAGAGAACGAUCCUUUCCUGAAUACAGAGCACGGUUUUAUGCUGCUGAAAUCGCCAGCGCAUUGGGUUACUUGCACUCCAUCAAAAUAGUGUACAGAGACUUGAAACCAGAAAAUAUUCUUUUGGAUUCAGUAGGACAUGUUGUCUUAACAGAUUUUGGGCUUUGUAAAGAAGGAAUUGCUAUUUCCGACACCACCACAACAUUUUGUGGGACACCAGAGUACCUUGCACCUGAAGUCAUCAGAAAACAGCCCUAUGACAAUACUGUAGAUUGGUGGUGUCUUGGUGCUGUUCUAUAUGAAAUGCUGUAUGGAUUGCCUCCCUUUUAUUGCCGAGAUGUUGCUGAAAUGUAUGACAAUAUUCUUCACAAGCCCCUAAAUCUGAGGCCAGGAGUGAGCCUCACAGCCUGGUCCAUUCUGGAAGAACUCCUAGAAAAAGACAGGCAAAAUCGACUUGGUGCCAAAGAGGAUUUUCUUGAAAUUCAGAAUCAUCCCUUUUUUGAAUCACUCAAUUGGAAUGACCUUGUACAAAAGAAGAUUCCACCACCGUUUAAUCCUAAUGUGGCAGGACCAGAUGAUAUUAGGAACUUUGAUGCUGCAUUUACGGAAGAAACAGUUCCAUAUUCUGUGUGUGUGUCUACUGAUUAUUCUAUAGUGAACGCCAGCGUACUGGAGGCUGAUGAUGCAUUCGUUGGUUUCUCUUAUGCACCUCCUUCAGAAGACUUAUUUUUGUGAACAUUUUGCCAUCCGGAAACCAUUGAGCAAAUAUAGGUCUACGUACAGAUGAUACUGAAAUUCCUGUUUGUGUGAAUACAUUCAAAUACGUUUAACUAGUGCCUCAUUUUUACAUGUAAUGUUAACAACUAUGAAAAAUGUAUUUUCUGCUGUAUGCAAGAAAAUAGGGCAUUUCAAAGAGCUAAGUUUUGAAUUAAAAUUUGUAGUCUUGUUUAUUAAGCUUAUUUUUAAACAGAAAUUUUAAAAGCUAUUGUUCUUGAUAUUAACCUAUUUUUAAAGAAAACUUUUGCUGAUGACUGUUUUCCCCCUCUAAGUUUACACUAAUAUCUGCUGAAGAUAGACUGUUUUUCAACAGUCUGUUUCAGUUCAGUUAACAUACAUUAAUGCCUUUAUAACUCUCUACUUUGACCUUUGUCCUCAGAUCAGAGCUAUGCAAUUGGUAUGUGGUUGUUUAAGAAGAAACCAUAUCUGUCCAUAAUAAAUUACUGCUUGCCAUACUUAGUCUUGGUAGGAUUAAAAUGUAAAAGCAUAGUUAAUACAUUGGCUGCUAAUUAACACUUUCAAAACUGUUCAUUCUGCAGAUCAAAUUAAGAAGUAACAAAAAAAGGCCCUGGCUAGGUAUCUCAGUUGGGUAGAGCACUGUCCCAACUGACCAAGGUUGUGGGUUCGAUCCCUGGAUAGGACACAAAGGAGAAUCAACCAGUGAAUGCAUAAAUAAGUGGAACAACAAAUGGAUGUCUCUUCUUUCUCUCUCUUUUUCUAAAAUCAAUAAAAAGAAAAAAGUGACAAAAGGAAAUCUUUUGCUUUUGAAAUACCAAUUUAAAUUUGUAAAUUAUUUUUCCUCUGGAGUAAAAGUAAACGUUUAAUAGUUGGCAUUUUAAACAUUCCCAAAGAUUUGAAGUAAUGAAGUACUGCUGGAUUUUUUUUUAAGGUGGUUCCAAAAUGAAUGUCGCUCUGUCAUGUAUUUAUAUUACAAAUACAUCCUAUUUAUGUUCUUUUUGGUCUUUUGGAUGUGUAAUAUACUGUAAAGUAGGUCUAAAUCUUGGUACUUAGUUUUGCAAAUAGCUUUUCAAAACUGUCUCCUGCCCUGGCCAUUUUGGCUCAGCAGUUAGAGUGUCGGCCUGCAGUCCAGAGAGGCCUGGGUUCAGUUCC